Molecule: messenger RNA, 3078 nt
Organism: Fusarium tjaetaba
Lineage: Eukaryota; Fungi; Ascomycota; Sordariomycetes; Hypocreales; Nectriaceae
Product: white collar 1
Exons: 2
Coding region: 1-3078 (1025 amino acids)
Biological process (GO): regulation of DNA-templated transcription
Cellular component (GO): nucleus
Molecular function (GO): protein binding; sequence-specific DNA binding; zinc ion binding
Source: RefSeq, a predicted model, not a curated record
AUGGAUGGCUACUACUCCCCCCAUCAGCAGCAGCAACAGCAGCAACCAUCUCAGCAGUUCCAACAACCUCGAAUGCAGCAGAACCAGCAGAACCACAUGCAGCACAAUAUGAAUGACCCGACUUUCUACCAGGGAGGAGAUUCCCUCGAUGAUAUUGUGCGCGAUAACCAAGACAAGCUAUACCGCCGACAGAGCAUGCCUCAAGCCUUUGCUAACCCUAUGGGUCAGUUCCAGAUGAAUCAGCAACAGCAGCAGCAGCAGCAAGGGCAAAGGCGGAUGUCUUCAGUCGGCAACGGCGACAUGAUGAGCUUUGGAACCGAUAACGCCGACCUCAACUCAUACCAAUUCAACCAACCACCCAUGGGAGGGGUGUUUCCCACCAUUAAUACCUCCAUCGGCAUGGACCAAAUGGGCAAUUAUAUGACAUCCGACCCAAAUGACUAUUCGACCAUAUCCCCUGAUAUGAUGAGUUCUAUGAUGCCCUCUACCUUUGCAAGCAUGAGCGUUGGAGCACAAAUGGCCGGCAACGCUUCACCGAUGAACCUUUACUCACCGUCCAUGAGCCAGUUCCCACAAGGCCAACUGACCCCUCAAGUUCAGGUUGGUAAUGACUUCUCCAUGGAUCUUUCUCCAGAUGCAGGCUCCAUGAAUAUGAACCAAACCAACCCCCCCACGACGACCCCGAUCCCUGCUCCCGCCAACAACGCCAUGGAUACCAUAGAGGACUCGGGCGACAGUAUGAUGAACCAUCAGGCUUUCAACAACAUGAAUGCUGGAGAUAACAACCAAAACUUACCUGCACUUUCUCGCCAAGUCUCAACUGCCUCCGGCUCUGUUGUUUCACCUCCACAGCAACACUCACACGGAGCCAUGUCCUCUUCAACCGUUACUCAUCCGACCAGCACUUCAGUUGCAACGACCCCAUCAACCGGCGAUGCCCCGAGGGACUCGAAGGAAAAGACGAUAUACUCAAAGAGUGGAUUUGAUAUGCUUAAAGCUCUGUGGUUAGUCGCUACUCGUAAGAACCCGCGCAUACAACUUGGCGCUGUGGAUAUGUCCUGCGCCUUUGUCGUCUGCGAUGUCGCCAUGAACGAUUGCCCUAUUAUAUACGUUUCCGAUAACUUCCAAAACCUUACCGGCUAUAGUCGUCAUGAGAUUGUCGGUCAGAACUGCCGCUUUCUGCAGGCCCCAGAUGGCAAAGUCGAAGCGGGCUCCAAGCGAGAGUUCGUUGAUGACGGAGCUGUCUACAAUUUGAAGAAGAUGGUUCACGAAGGCAGGGAAGUUCAACAGAGUCUUAUCAACUACCGAAAGGGCGGAAAGCCUUUCCUCAACCUUCUUACUAUGAUCCCCAUCCCGUGGGACACUGAUGAGAUCAGAUAUUUUAUUGGUUUCCAGAUUGAUCUCGUCGAGUGUCCGGACGCGAUCGCAUCGAACCAAGACCUUGGCGGUGUAAAGGUGAACUACAAACACAGCGACAUUGGCCAAUAUAUCUGGACACCACCGCAAUCCAGUCACUGGGAGCCCGAUAAUGGCCAGACAUUAGGCGUUGACGAUGUCUCCACGCUGUUGCAGCAAUUCAGCCCCAAGGGCCUCACCUCUGAUUGGCAUAAGCAAUCAUGGGAUAAGAUGCUCCUCGAGAAUACCGACGAUGUGGUUCACGUUCUCUCGCUCAAAGGUCUCUUCCUAUAUCUCUCUCCGUCCUGCAAGAAGGUCCUAGAAUAUGAGGCUGCGGAUUUGGUUGGCAACUCACUCUCAACAGUAUGCCAUCCAUCUGAUAUCGUUCCUGUUACACGCGAGCUGAAGGACACAACAACCGGAAACCCUGUCAACAUUGUGUUCCGAAUACGCAGAAAGCACAGUGGUUACACUUGGUUCGAAAGCCAUGGUUCACUGUUUGUCGAACAAGGAAAGGGUCGAAAGUGCAUCAUCUUGGUAGGCCGCAAGCGGCCGGUGUUUGCUCUAAGUCGCCGCAAUCUUGAAGCGAAUGGUGGUAUUGGGGACAGCGAACUUUGGACGAAGCUCUCGACAUCGGGCCUGUUCUUAUACGUCUCUUCGAAUAUCAGAUCUCUCCUCGACCUCCAGCCUGAUAGCCUGGUGGGAACCAGUAUACAGGAUCUUAUGCGAAAAGAAUCACGUCCCGAGUUUGGGCGAACACUGGAAAAAGCCAGGCGAGGAAAAAUUGUCACCUGCAAACACGAGGUCCAGAACCGUAGGGGCCAAGUGUUGCAAGCCCAGACGACUCUGUACCCGGGUGACGCUUCUGAGGGCCAAAAGCCAUCGUUCUUGCUUGCCCAGACAAAGCUUCUCAAGGCAUCAUCACGUAACCUGGCUCCCGCCAGCACCGGUUCCAGGUCUCUCGCCGCAACCCCGAGAUCCAGUAACGGCACCGAAAUCCACGCCACGGGUCAUAUUUCACAGCCUGCCGGUGGUGCGUUGGCCCCCGGUAGCCAAGACGCUGCUUUGGCCUCGGAGGACAACAUUUUUGAUGAAUUGAGAACAACGAAAUGCUCUAGCUGGCAAUUCGAGUUGCGGCAGAUGGAAAAGAUUAAUCGUAUUCUUGCUGAGGAACUUGGCGGUCUGCUUUCCAGCAAGAAGAAACGUAAGCGAAGAAAGGGCGUUGGCAAUGUGGUGCGAGACUGCGCCAACUGCCACACAAGAAACACGCCCGAAUGGCGAAGAGGACCCAGUGGUCAAAGGGAUCUUUGUAACAGCUGCGGUCUUCGGUGGGCCAAACAAACUGGUCGGGUUUCUCCACGCAACUCUUCUCGCGGGGCUAAUACAGCAAAUGGUGAUGCUCGAAGCAAAAAGUCCAACUCUCCCUCGUCACCGCUGCAUAAAGAAUUGUCAGCAGACAACUCCAAAGCGCAAACACCCAACGGUGAAAACGGCAUAAAUCCAGCCCAACUCACGAAGCAAAAGAUAGAAAAUGGAACAUCGGCACCCAGCGGUGCCCCUUCAGCGACAGGGGUCAAAUCAUCGGCCGGAAUGCCACCGCUAAGCCAUUCAUCCAUGUUGGGCGUCGGCCAGGCCUCGUCGAUGGCUUCGAUCCGAGAAGAGCGGGAGACGAGUCAGCCUUGA